Clonostachys rhizophaga is the source of this 4638-nucleotide messenger RNA. NCBI's taxonomy places the organism in Eukaryota, Fungi, Ascomycota, Sordariomycetes, Hypocreales, Bionectriaceae. The record is from the annotation of a GenBank genome assembly.
AUGAGUGAUACUCCUCCCAUCCUUGAUACCCCCGACUGCCAGAAUGAGUCCCAGCAGCUGAGUGAGGCGCUCGAGGAGUGCAUCCGCAGCUUCACACAGGAGCACCAGAAGCUCAAGAGCCCCAAGGCCGCCUACCUGGCCAAGUGUCUCGAGCUGGAGGCCUUGUCCAGUACAAGCGACUCCAGCCUGCCGACCUCGCCGCUGGAGCUGCGCAUGUUCCGCACCAGCGCCAUGGAGCACGGCCGCAUUCUGGGCAAGAUGCGAGAGAACAUGGCCAGGGAUCAAGAGGCGUUCGAGAAUGCCCACAGCCGGGCAAUUGACCGUCUUGUCGACCAGCUAUUUUUCCUCUUGGGCCCGUUGCUCACCGAGAGGGCAAAGCGAGGGGAAUGCUCCCCCAGUCAAUCACCACAGCCUGAGAUCACCCUUGGUCAAGCGAUUGAAGAGGGCGAUGAUCGAAUGCCUUCGUCGGACAGUGAACACGAGCAAGUCGUCAGCCCAAGAAAAAAGCAACCGAAGAAGACAAAGACACGGAAAGGCACCCCUCGCUCUCGCAACAUUGAGUUUGAAGACGUCUAUCAGGAUGGCGAGCCGGAUCAACCACGAGCCAUCGUGCGGUACCCAGAAAACCACGGCCACUUCUACAUACUCCACUGUAGCCGCCACGACCAAUUCUUCGAAACCCUUUUCAACGGAGCGUCGCAUCUCAGUCAUGCCGAUCACGGAGGCAAGAGACCAAGCCACCGCGCGGUAGUCCAGAAGCUCGGCGUCCUCGUCUUAGGAUGCAGCGAGAGCCUCGCGAAGAAGAACAAUGCUCUUCUCGGCAUCAACCCCCCUCAUACCGGUAAAAGAAAGUCGUCUUCUGUCCAGGAACAUGACCCAAAGCGAUCCAGAGCUUCUAGUGCCAGCUCUCAGCGCCGCCGGUCAAAUGCUUCCGAGACUAUGAGGCAUGUAGAGGAAGUGCCUGCACGCCGCCAGAACCAGACUGCCGCCGCAACUGCGUCCAGUGGCCGAGCGCGUCGCGGCGAGAUCACCCCGCCGCCCGAGAAGGUCUACGAGUCCAUCCUCGACCCUGUCCCGGGAGAGAUAUACUUCUGUCUGGUCAGUGAGACGAGGAGCUACGUGCCCGUUCUCCUUCUCCCCAUGGAGAACCUCGAGGAUGUGGGUAUCCAGGGAACUCUCACCUCCCUCGGAUUGAUGGACGACCUGCCCAACGCUUUCGUUCACAACCCCGAGACUGGCAAGCUGGACUGGGCGGAGGGGUACGACGAGAAGGGGAAGCUGGCGGCCAAGCGUGCAUUCCCCGCCAUCUACCUGACCAGCAAGAAGUUCCCAGCUGGCUGCCCCGUCGCCUGGGUGGCAGCGAUGAAUCUGCGGAAGUGGGAUCUGAGCAGCACCAGUGUCCCACUCAGGAUGAACGAGCACUGUGAGGUUCUGAGGUACAUCAUGCGUCAGCGAGAAGAGAUGAUGCUCCCCGGCCAGCGUCAAAGGGCUACCGAGAGCAUGGAUGAUGCGGGAGAGCCGAUCGCCACAGAUGAGGCAGCUGCAGAGGCGACGCGAGCCGAUACUCCUCCAGCCUCAGGCGAAUCACCCGAUGCAGUGGCAUCAAGGGGCUCUUCUGUCGCCCCUGGGGAAAUUUCUCGUCCCCCAUCUCGCAUGGACAUAGAGAUCAUCGAAAUUCUUUCCUCUUCAGAAAGUGAGGAUGAAACUGAGGAGAUCGCGCAGCCAGACCCCCCUUCAAUCUCCCAACAGCACCCUGAUGAUGCUCCGGUGACGGACGAGCCCUCAGCUAUUUCUCUUGAAGAUCCUGAUGCGGAAGAUGCGGCCGAGCCUACCGUCGAAAAGGAUGCUGAAACCCCGAUGGACCUUGCAGCGGUUGCCAACGAGGGCCUUGAUGAGGAUGGGCUGAGGUUCACCACGCCGCCUUCAUUCGUCGCUGAUGAAGACCUCGAUGCUUCCAUGGAUGCCACCCUUUGUAUUGAUGAACUCUCUGCGGCUGAUGUCCCAUCUCCGCCGCCCAUCUCUGAUCAAGAUAAUGGGGACGCCAUAACAACUGCAGCCUCUUCAGCUGCUGCCACCAAGGAUUAUAUCGAACCCUCGGAGGUUGCCCCCGCUCAGAACGUCUCCGAUACGUUUGCUGACGUGACAGAGACUACAUCGCCUUCAAUUGGCACACCUGAAGAUUCUAAUGCCAUGGAAAAGGUGCGCCCUUCCGGUGUCCACGGGAGUGUUGGUGACGUGAUGGAGAGUACAACCCCUCCCAAUGCUCAUCGAGAUGACAUCUUGGAGCCUCCUUGCACUUCAAUGCCUCACAAAGAUUUUGAUGAACCAAUGGAGGAUGCAAGCCCCCUGGUCCUCCCGGACGGAGAUGACGAUAAUAUGAUGGACAUGUCACCGCCUUCUGCAGUCUCUCAAGAAGACGCUGAUAAGGUGGGAGUCGCAUCCCCUUUGAGCCACGCUUCGGAAGAUGUUGAUAGCCUGAUCCGGAGCUCAACACCCAACGCCAGGUCCAGUGAGGGCUCGAGUGUCUUUGAUAAGGCAGCUUCUCCUCCAAUGUCAGACUCCCUAGCACAAGACCAGGUAUAUGAUUCCUUACCAGCUGACGAAAAACCAUCACCGUCAACAUCAUGUUCAGAGUCGCCAGGCAAACCAACUCAAUCGAACACUGCUUCGACUCCAACUGAACAAGGAACGGGCACAGAACGGUCAGCAUCGCUCUUCAGCAAGGGCUCCUCUAACGCGUCCCAGACUCGAUCACCUUCCUUCUCACAUGAUGGGGGAAUUGAAGCCGUAGAUCAUCGAGACUUUGCCUUUGUUAAGAAGAGGAAGUAUGUCUCCCCAUACAUUCCCCUCGAGAAACCUGCCGAGGGAACGGAUCGACCAGUCUCUUCAACUAGUCCAAGCACCAAGAGGGAGGGCGGACAGAAGUCUUUGGCAUCUCCCCUGGUCACCGUGAUCUGUCUCAAUGAGAGCACAUUGAACAACCGCGAGCCAGAAGGAAAACCGAGCAUGAACUGCCCCAGGCUGGAGCGGUCCGAGGAUGUCGACCGAGUAUCAUCAAAAGUAACUGGGGACACCAAAAGACAGCCCAACACUUCAGUAGUGCGUUCUCGCCUCCCACCGGCCACUGCUACAACAUCUGAUACCCCCGUCUUAUCAUCACACAAAUCAACCCCAGUCCCGCCUAUCAAGCCUGAGGCGACCAAGAUCGGUCGUUCCUCGAAUACCAAGUCAGCGUUCACAACAACGGGGCAAGAAACUCGGGCUCCUUCCCCUCAGACCACGACGACUCGCGCGAAAUCACCCGGUUCACGUGCCAUACCCUCCAUUGCGGAUAUCCUGGGGACGGAUCCUGAUGUCCCUUCCACUCAACAUCAUAGACCUCGGCAAACCAUGGAUCGCUCCAUUCCCACUGGCCUUCCUAAGAUCUUAUCGGGAAACGCCUUGCCAGAACUCGAGAAUGUGAAUACAUCAAGAGCUGUAUGCAGUCCACCUUCAAAGCACGAUUUUGCCAAUAUUCUUAACCAUUCUCCAAUCGACACCAACACGGCAUACACCAGCAAUCAUCAAGAAUUUCGUGGCAAUGCCUUGGUGCCCCAAAAUACCUCUCAGUCGUCUUUGCAACAAUUGGCGGCCCAGGCGACAGAAGCCACCGUCACCCAGACUGAACGCGAACACAUAGCCACUCAUCACCGUCCGACGGGUGAUUCUGUGGGUAUGGCAUAUACCCAGCGCCCUGUUAUGGCUUCACACAACCGUGAAUCCAGUCAAAGCUCGGUGAAUUCACAGCCACACGGUUCCGACGGGCAAUCCUCGGCAUGCGUCACUUCAUCAGGCAAUGCUCCAUGCUCCCCCAGGUUACUGCAGGAAGAAGCAAGGCAAGCGUUGGAGAAGAUCCAGAGUUGCACCAUGCAACGAGAUGGCUCAUUUGAUCAGCACAAGCAGAGACAUGUGGCCUUCCAGCAAGGACUUCCUUCACCCACACCCCAAACGGCUGGAUUGGCUCCGCAGUAUGCUGAAGCAAGAAUGGAAAGGAGGGAGCCAUACGAUUACAGGGCUCCGUUAUCUCCACCCGACUCCCAGCACCAGUUUCCGCCAUGUCGACCGUUUGCGUUCACAUCAGGAAGGCCACAACUACCGGAGCCACACGCAUUUUCCAGAGGCACCGAGCAUGGGAACCAACAGUCUCUCGCGGAAGUACGGGAAAUACCGUCCAUGCGAACCUCUCCUCCUGUCCAUCACCACAACUCCUUCACGCCGCACAACCACCGUGCCCAGCAAAGAACCGCUCCGCAAGCCCCUACCCCAGAGGACGGAGCUCGCAUGGGUCCCACGCCACCCUCGUCCGAUCUUGGUCAAGGAGCAGGAGCUCAUGAUCUGAUGUGGACUGCCGUCUCCCAGGCUGCCAGCUCGGCUCCCUGGCUCUCGACACCCCCCGGCGGCGUGCACGAGCAAGUUCAAGGGCCCAAGCGCUCUGGAGCCAACGAUUACAAGAUAAAUAUCCAAUCCAUGAGGUCGGCUCUGAAUACUUACGUAUGUAAUUACUGCCCUUCGAGGAACAAGAAGCACUACCAGACCGCUGGCUGGAUGAAGAAGCACCUGGAGCAAGUCCAUGGUGUGGCCGCUCGGUCUAUGAUCUAG